Molecule: messenger RNA, 1287 nt
Organism: Penaeus indicus
Lineage: Eukaryota; Metazoa; Arthropoda; Malacostraca; Decapoda; Penaeidae
Product: cell surface glycoprotein 1-like
Exons: 2
Coding region: 1-1287 (428 amino acids)
Source: RefSeq, a predicted model, not a curated record
AUGAAAGGCUACGGUGUGGCACCAGCGACGUCGCAGCAGUUGCCAGAACGAGCAUUCAACCAAACGACGAAGCAUCCGACCGACCGACGCAACACCCGACCGACCGACGCAGCAUCCGACCGACCGACACAGCAUCCGACUGACCGACGAAGCAUCCGACCGACCGACGCAACACCCGACCGACCGACGCAGCAUCCGACCGACCGACGCAGCAUCCGACCGACCGACGAAGCAUCCGACCGACCGACGCAGCAUCCGACCGACCAACGAAGCAUCCGACCGACCGACGCAGCAUCCGACCGACCGACGAAGCAUCCGACCGACCGACGCAGCAUCCGACCGACCGACGCAACACCCGACCGACCAACGCAGCAUCCGACCGACCGACGCAGCAUCCGACCGACCGACGAAGCAUCCGACCGACCGACGCAACACCCGACCGACCACCGCAGCAUCCGACUGACCGACGAAGCAUCCGACCGACCGACGCAACACCCGACCGACCGACGCAGCAUCCGACCGACCGACGAAGCAUCCGACCGACCGACGCAACACCCGACCGACCAACGCAGCAUCCGACUGACCGACGAAGCAUCCGACCGACCGACGCAACACCCGACCGACCGACGAAGCAUCCGACCGACCGACGCAGCAUCCGACCGACCGACGCAGCAUCCGACCGACCGACGCAACACCCGACCGACCGACGCAGCAUCCGACCGAGCGACGCAGCAUCCGACCGACCGACGCAGCACCCGACUGAGCGACGAAGCAUCCGACCGACCGACGCAGCAUCCGACCGACCGACGAAGCAUCCGACCGACCGACGAAGCAUCCGACCGACCGACGCAACACCCGACCGACCAACGCAGCAUCCGACCGACCGACGCAACACCCGACCGACCGACGAAGCAUCCGACCGACCGACGCAACACCCGACCGACCGACGCAGCAUCCGACCGACCGACGAAGCAUCCGACCGACCGACGCAGCAUCCGACCGAGCGACGAAGCAUCCGACCGACUGACGAAGCAUCCGACCGACCGACGCAGCAUCCGACCGACCGACGCAACACCCGACCGACCGACGAAGCAUCCGACCGACCGACGAAGCAUCCGACCGACCGACGCAGCAUCUGACCGACCGACGCAGCAUCCCACCGACCGACGCAGCAUCCGACCGACCAACGCAGCAUCCGACCGACCGACGCAACAUCCGACCGAGCGACGCAGCCGCCCGACGCGGCCGGCGUGGGACCGGGCGGCCCGCGGGUGGAGCCUGAGAUGA